AUGUGCAAUAGGGUGCUUCGGAGAAGAGCUGGGACGGAAGUUGAGUGGAAAUCAAGAAGAAUAAAAGACUACUUUGCAAAAGAAAAGAGCUCUGUGCAGAAAUUGUCCAUACUUUCGUCUUCUGAAUUUCCUCUCAACUUCCGCACCAGCCCAUCUCUGAAGAACCCUUAUCCGUACCACAUGUUACGCAUUGUCAGGUCUUCAUCGUGCCGCUCUCACAGUUGCGGCGCCGUCGAGCAUUCCUCCUUCACAAAGAUGUCCGACGCCAAAGAUCCCGUUCCCGCCGAGAUCGUUGCCACCGACGGCGAGGUGGCCGCGUCCGACGACGUUGAGGAGUGCGAGUCCGUGCCCUCGAGGAGCGUCGCCGCCAAAGACAACGUCUCUGAGGAGGAGUCGGACCAGGAGGGAGCCGUCGCCGUCCCUUUCAGCAGCUCAGCCGAUCAGGAUGCCGAGUUCUGCGCCGUGUGCUACAAGCCGGCCAGCCUGCGUUGCCAGCGCUGCGGGGACGAGACCUACUGCUGCGAGUCCCACUUCAAGGACGACCGACAGAGACACCGCCGGUGGUGUGUGCCCCGCACCAACCCGGACGAGGACCCUGAGGACCUCCCCGACGUCGUGCAGGACGCGCCCAUCCUGGCGCUGAGCUUGGAGGUGUUGCUGGGCAUCUGCGGCCGCCUGCCCGCCAUGGACCUGGUGCGGCUGGGCCAGACGUGCCGCACGCUGCGGGCAGUGUGCCGCGACCCGCACGCCUGGAGUCACGUGACCUGGGAGGGCGGUUACCUCGGCGACGGCGUCCUCAAGGUGGCGCCCGCACUGCUCGCCAUCCACGUGAACGAGUCGUCGCUGGACGAGCCCGACGUGAACCUGCUGCGCUGCACUCACCUCGUAAAGGAGUUCCACCUGGAGUGGGACGCGCUCGAGCAGGAGCCGUUCGACGUGGACCGCAUCAUUCCCCUGCUGAGGCACUACCAUCCCCACCUGGAGGUCGUGAAACUGGGGUGUCUCAACAAGUUCAUGAGAGAUGUGGAAACCGACGACAUGAGGCUGCUUCGGUACAUAGAUGGCCUCGACAUCAAGGAGCUGUACAUCAAGCGCAGGCUGGCGAAGGUCUACCCGGGGAGCUCGCAAGUCAUCACCAGCUUGUGCUGGGGCACUGAAGUGAGCGAGGAUGUGCUGGCGGACUUCGUCUUCAACUGCCGUGAGACGCUUACCAGCUUCUACCUUGACGCCUACUACAUGAAGUACAACGACUGGGCGUACCCGCCGCACGUCUCCGUGAUGCGCGCGCUGAUGCAGUGCCCAAAGCUGCAGGAGGCCUGGGUGCCGGUGUGGGACGGCAGCCUGUCCAUGCUGCGCUCCUGGCCCGAGCUGCACACGCUGCGACUCUACGUGUGCCCGUCCAUCGACCACCGCGCCGCCAGGAAGAACCUCCUGGCCGCCCCCGCCGCCAAGACCCUCCAGUCCCUGUACCUGGCGAUGGAGGGCGGCUUCCGCGGGGACCGCAAGUUCCUGGCCGCCGUGGCCGAGGCCUGCAGCGGCCUGCGCCAGCUGGAGCUGCAGUACGCGUACGUGGACAGCCGCUGGCGCGGCGACCCCAAGGACAUCCCCGAGGACCUGCACGUGAUCCUCGGCCCCCUCCUUUGCCUGGAGGAGCUGCACCUCGGCGAGACCACGGUCCCGGAGUCGUUCUUGCGGGGCCUGGCCCAAGGCGCGCUCCCCAGGCUGCGGAGCUUGUCCCUCACGGAGUGCGAGGAGGCACCAGAAGGGUGCGACGCUCGGGCCCAGCUUCGGCUUCUGCGCCCAGACCUGAGCCUCUGCGAGUAGACUGUGGCGAUGCGCGAGCCCGAUGGAGACUGCGGCCUUCGACAGCUGACAGCCCUGAAGUGCCGGCCCUGACUUCGCGGAUACCACACCACUCUCAUGAACGGACCGACCCCAUGUACUGAGUCAAGAAGUGUGAACGAUUGAUUAUGACAAGGUUGAAUCCAUUCGGAACCGCAGGGUGGAUUUAAGAUGUAUUUUUAUUUCGUGAUUAUUAAUACGGUUUCUUAAUUCGGUGGAUUAGAAAGUAAACAUGAGAACGAUCAGAUUUGGAAAUCGAUAUUUAUUAUUGUAGUCAGGUUUAGUUCGACGACAUACCUUUGUAGUCUUUCGUUUUCUUCAAGGUAGCCUUGUAAAUAUACACUGUAAUUCUUUGCAGCCCGGAU
Messenger RNA from Thrips palmi, 2207 nucleotides. RefSeq lists its product as uncharacterized. Lineage: Eukaryota; Metazoa; Arthropoda; Insecta; Thysanoptera; Thripidae. The record is from RefSeq and is a predicted model, not a curated record. The transcript has 7 exons. Bases 1 to 1824 code for a protein of 607 amino acids. Gene Ontology annotation, molecular function: protein binding.